Messenger RNA from Malaya genurostris, 1652 nucleotides. Its product is annotated as probable cytochrome P450 4d14. The coding region runs from base 86 to 1603 and encodes 505 amino acids. The transcript has 3 exons. Gene Ontology annotation, molecular function: oxidoreductase activity, acting on paired donors, with incorporation or reduction of molecular oxygen; monooxygenase activity; iron ion binding. NCBI's taxonomy places the organism in Eukaryota, Metazoa, Arthropoda, Insecta, Diptera, Culicidae. The record is from RefSeq and is a predicted model, not a curated record.
UACGAUUCCGGCAAAGGCAGGCAAAGACCAAACAAAACGGCUCUCCGUCCCACUCACUCAGUUCAACACUAUCAGUUAGCCGAAAAUGUUGGCACUUAUUCUACUGGCAGCCUUUGCACUGGCACUGUGGUUCUGGGUGUGGCGCUGGCGUUCCCGGCUGCACGCACCGUUUCUGUCAGUUCCAGGACCUCCGGCGCUGCCGUUGCUCGGUAACACCUUUCAGAUCGUCUCCAAAUCAUCGACGGAACUUUUUCACUGGAUGCUGGAGUUGGAAAAGAGCUACGGAAAAGUGUACAAAGUAGACGGUAUAUACGAGUACGUGCUGUUCUAUGCUGCGGCUGAGCAUGUUGAAAAAAUUAUGACCUGUGCGGAGUUCAACUGCAAGGGCGAUGAUUACAAUGUGCUCCUCGAGUGGCUUGGAACGGGACUGCUGACGAGCAAUGGAAACAAGUGGUUUACACAUCGAAAAGCGCUGACAUCGGCGUUUCAUUUUAAAAUUUUGGACAAUUUCGUACCGGUGUUCGAUAGGAAAAGUUCAAUACUGGUGAAGAAGUUGUUGGAAAAUGUCGGUGACACCGUAGAAAUAUUCCCGCUGGUUAAACUGUACACUUUGGAUGUUAUCAUAGAAACAGCCAUGGGAACGGCAUCGGAAGCCCAAACCAAGCAAUCCAAGUACACUCUAGCCGUAGAGGAAAUCGCAGCGAUUGCCUUCUUCCGGAUGUUCAAUCGCAUUUUCUAUUCGGACUUUGUGUUUCAAUUCAGUAAACUGUACGAACCGUACAAGCGCUGUUUGAGAACAAUUCACGACUUUACCCUUUCGGUUAUCGAAAAACGACGACAAACACUGCUACUAAGUUCGACAGCCGCUUCUGACAGACCGGAUAUCCAGGUGCAGGACGACCGGGAGUUGGGUUCGAGGACGAAGAAGGCGCUGCUGGAUAUUUUACUGCAGACAAAUAUUGACGGUAGGCCACUCACGAACGAGGAAGUUAGAGAGGAGGUGGAUACGUUCAUGUUUGCGGGACAUGAUACAACAGCAUCAGCGAUUACGUUCAUUUUGUAUGCACUGGCAAAACAUCCGGAGAUUCAGGAAAAAGUGUACGAAGAAAUCGUGUUCAAUAUCGGCACCGACAAAGACGCCCCGGUAAAUAUCAGUUCCCUCAAUGAUCUGAAGUAUCUGGAUUUGGUGAUCAAAGAAUCGCUUCGGAAAUAUCCUCCCGUCCCGUUCAUUAGCCGGACGGCCAUCAAAGAGGCUAACCUUGGCGGGGUGAUUUUACCAGCGAACACCAACAUCACAAUCGGCAUAUACAACAUGCAUCACAAUGCGGAAUAUUUCCCGGAUCCGGAACAGCUCAUACCGGAACGGUUCGAAACCGAGCGCGGAGCGGAGAAGUUGAACCCGUACGCGUACGUACCUUUCAGUGCCGGCAGUAGGAAUUGUAUCGGACAAAAAUUCGCACAGUAUGAGAUCAAAUCGACAAUUUCGAAAGUGAUUCGGUGCUGUCGGGUGCAGCUGCCUUUCGCAUCCUACGAACCACCGCUCAAAGCCGAGAUGAUUUUGAAACCCAUGGACGACAUGCCGUUGCGGUUUUAUCCCAGAUAAAUAAAUGGGCAAGUGUCAGCGAACAGGACACCAGGUUUGGCAAAUUGAC